ACUUCACAUAUUUUACCUGCAAAUCAACAGUAGAACAAAGAGAGCUGGUGGGCAAGAUGGGUUCACAAUACCAUAGCCUAAAAAGGCUCGUCUCCUACAAAAGUUACUACUUACUUGCAGAGACAGAGACAGAACCCUCAUCUCUUACAAUAUGGUUGAACAACUUGAGAACCCAUCUUCUCUUCUUCCUCCUUCUGAUCCCCCAGAGUCACAGCCAAAGCCACAGCCUCCACCGUCUGAUCCAAUUCCUAUUCCUUCAUCACAACCAUCAGAUCCAGCAACAACCCCACCUCCUCGAACUGGGUUCAAUCCCAGCAGAAGUAAGUUGAUUGGUAUCAUCAGAAGGAAGGCCAUGAUAAAAGACUUAGCUGCUAUAUACCAUGCAGAGUGCCUUGCAUAUUGUCAAGAACUUUUGGAACUUCAAAAAAAAGUGGAAGAGUCAUUGAUUAACGCCAAACCUGCAGAAGAUUCAAGGAGAGAAACGAUGAGGCCCCCAAAACGUAUGAAGAAAGCUCGUUAGCAUGUAAUGAAAAAAGAAUUCACAUUAUCUAAUAUCAACGCAGAGGAUGCAUUUUUUGUCAUUCAGUUGGGAGCCACAGCUUAGUUCCUGAUUCGGCAAUGGACUCUAUGCAUAUAUUACAAACCCUUCUAUAUGGCUGGAACCACGAUGCAGAAUUUUCACAGUCACACAGCUAUUCUAUCUGUAGCCGGUAGAGUUUGAUUGGUUGUAUUAUAUAGUUAUAUUGUAUUGAGUGGAAAACUUAAAAAAUAGCAUUAAUUGGUAAUGUUUUGCUGUGAAGUGUCUACAGCAAACACUACCACAUGAAAAUUGAAAAGGUGGAGAGAAUAUCUUAUGAUUCUUUGUCUUUUUGCUUUCAGAUUU
Messenger RNA from Nicotiana tabacum (common tobacco), 883 nucleotides. RefSeq lists its product as uncharacterized. The record is from RefSeq and is a predicted model, not a curated record. NCBI's taxonomy places the organism in Eukaryota, Viridiplantae, Streptophyta, Magnoliopsida, Solanales, Solanaceae.